AUGCCAGAAGUGAUUGAACUAACUGCUAUUGCUGCUGCUGAUACUGAGAAAAAAAAGAAUUUAAUUUUAUUUGAAUUAAAGGAGUGCCCGAAUUGGUACAACAAUUGGAGGCUGAAUAUUGGUGCAGAAGUGGUGCACUCGACGUUUACAUCAGUUUACCCUGCAAAGCAGUUGGAAAUCCGUCGCCAAUUAUUGAAUGGUAUAAAAAUGGAGUUGAAAAGGUUAAUUUACAUAUUAAUUGCAUUCAUCAUUUGUUCAAAAAAAAAAAAAAAUGUGGAUCCGGCAAACGAUGAUACAAAAUUGAUGCUAAUCGGUGGUACAUUGAUAAUACCGUGUAAUAGUGCAUCUAGCAAGACUCGGUCUGGAAUCUAUGCUAGCUAUCACUGUGUAGCAUCUAACAAAUAUGGUUCUGUUCGAAGUAUAUCUACAGUUGUAAGGCCGACGUUUAUUGGGCAGUUUGAUCCACAACGGUAUCCGUUAGACGUGUUUCCGUUUGGCUAUGUUGGCGGUACAAGAAUUGACUGUCAAUCUCCUGUUCAUUAUCCGAAGUCAUAUUCCUAUUCCUGGUUAAUUGGUGGAUCUACAGAUGUAUUUAUUAAACCAGACCAACGAAUAUUUGUGUCUCGUGAUGGCACACUUUUUUUUUCUCAUAACAUACCUACAGAUGCUACCAGUUAUGCCUGUCUGCUAUCGUUAACAACUAUGCACGAAGGUCAUUAUGGACCGUUUUUUAACUUACGGCUUCCAGACACUCUAAGUGACAAAUCAUUUGCACCACGUAUUGACGACAUGCAACCCCAGAUUUUCCCUGAGCAUCCUCGUAUUGGUGACACUGUUUACAUUGAGUGUUUUGCCUAUGGCAGACCACCUCCAAAAUAUCAGUGGACUAGAACAAGUGGCGAAAUACCUCACUCUCGAGGAUCUUUGACCAACUAUGAUCGGGUUUUAACAAUCGUCUCUAUUAGACCAGAAGAUUCAGGUAUUUAUAAAUGCACUGCGGAAAACGAAUUCGGCAGCGACAGCGCAGAUGUAAUGCUAAAAAUCGAAACGCCACCAAACAUCUUAUGGCCUUUGAAAAAUAAAAUACUUCCAACAAAUUCUACAGCACAUUUUGAAUGCCUUACCAACUCUAAAGAAUCAAAUACUGAGUGGUUCAAAGAUUCUAUUCCGAUCACGCCUUUGUUAAUGUCGCCAGAAGACCGUGGUCGAUAUUCAGUACGCGAAUCCAUCCUGUCAAUAAGUGAUAUUCGGCCAUCUGACAGUGGAAUGUACCAGUGUUUUGUUUCCAAUGAAAUUGGAACCGUAACGUCAUCAGCACACCUCAGUGUAACCGAUAUUCCACCGAAGUUUGCUACUGCUUUAAUGCCUAAGAAAUUGUUUGCUGUAGUUGGGUCUGACCUGGCAGUUCCUUGCAUAUAUUACUCAUUACCACUGGGGACCGUAGAAUGGUUUGAUAAAUUUGGAAAAAAAGUUGGUUCAGAUGGCCGUAGACGGCAUAUGGAUGAUCCACAAAAUCAGCUGCACAUUGAGAGCAUUAUGCUUCAUGAUGAAGGAAUCUAUGUUUGUCGUGUUACCAAUCACUUUAGUGACCCUACUAAAACAACUAUGUAUUCGUGCCUAAUUCUUCUUGCAGGAAGGCCAGCCCUAUCAGUAAAGCCGUUAAACCAACGGAUAAGUCCCAAUGAGAAAAACGUUAAAAUAGGUUGCGAAAUUGAAGCUUUGUGUGAGACGUUGUCAGAUUGCCCAGAUGCUUCCAUCGCUUGGCUCUCAAAUGGCAAUCCACUGACGUCGCUUCAACAGUUUGAGAAAAUAAUUCCAGUGAUAACAGAGGAUAUUCAUAUUGGUAACGCAGAACAGUUUGCCAAAGUGAAGAUGAAAUCUGAAAUAAAGGUAGAUUUGAAAUCUGAAAUAAGGCUGCCACCUAAAUUGGGUAUUUAUCGCUUAGGCGAAUUUGCAUGUAUUUCAUCAUUUGGCGGCGGUACUUCAGAAAUAAUGCCAAGUAAUUCUAUCUAUACUCCAGUAUUGUCCGUCAAAAAUGCAUCAGCAACAGCAAUAACAUUUACGUGGAAAAACCCUUCGUUACCUCAUAGUCUUCCAGCAUCAAAUAAGGUCCUGUCAAAAAUUUAUGCUUUGGAUUUCAGAAUCAGACCAAGGCAGUCGUUUGGAACAAUCGAUUCUGUUCACGAAACAGUGUGGGUAAAAACGUUACCCAAACAAACACAUUCAACGGACUUGGAUCUGCAGUAUCUUAAAUUGGAUUCUUCACAUUUUAUGGUUUCUUGGAAGCCAACGCAGUCAGACGAUGGUCUUCAAGUUCGAUCUCGUAUAUUGUGGGCCACACCAAUCGAAAAAGGUAGCGCAGUAACUGCUGAGCAUAGUUAUGUGAUAAACCUAAAUAAACAUCAACCAGGCUGCUAUGAGCUGAUAAUUACAGUUGAGCUUCUGAACUCUACAGAUAUUCCAGUCGCUGAAGAUGGUUUAAUUGCUUAUGUUUCCUCCGAUGCUCCAAAGCGAGUAGCGGUUGACCUGUUGGCAGAUAGUAUAACUUCAGCAAGUGUUCGUCUGACAUGGCAGUGGAAGGGUAUAAGUGAAUGUGAAACGCCUAAUCGAAUACAAGUGUCUUGUAAAACGUUACCGGAAACAAAACGUUACGAUAUAUUUGUACGGUCAAACUUAACAGAGGUUUUACUGACAAAUUUGCUAUCUAAAAUGAAUUACUAUUGCUCAAUAAGGGCCUACGAUGGUAAACGGCGAGUUGGUAAUUGGAGUAAACCAGUUCAUUUUGUUACUAAAAGUGAGCCACCAACAAUGAAACCAAAGAUGAAAAGUUGGAUAGUGGAAAAAAGAGUGAGUGAUAACAGCAGAUUUUAA
This is a messenger RNA of Enterobius vermicularis (human pinworm), 2871 nucleotides long. NCBI's taxonomy places the organism in Eukaryota, Metazoa, Nematoda, Chromadorea, Rhabditida, Oxyuridae. The record is from the annotation of a GenBank genome assembly.